AUGGGGAAAUUCAUCAAGUCUGGUAAGGUUGUGUUGGUUUUAAGCGGGCGUUAUGCAGGCAAAAAAGCAGUGAUAGUGAAGAAUUACGACGAUGGUACCACAGACAAGCCAUUCGGUCAUGCUCUUGUCGCUGGAAUUUCUCGCUAUCCACUUAAAGUGACGAAGAAAAUGGGCAAGAAGAAGACGGCCAAAAGAUCCAGAAUAAAGCCCUUCGUUAAAGUUUACAACUACAAUCAUCUCAUGCCCACCAGGUAUUUUUCGUACUUCAUUUUUAAAUCAAGUUGUGACGGUCAAUGUAAAUAAUUCUGCACUUUCUCCUUCUCCUAACGGUAACAAGUAUUUCUUUCGUUUGUGUUGUGUUCAAGCCUAAUUUGCAGCUGAUGUUAAACAGAAAAUGUUGUGCAGCAACAUUUUUGUAUAAAAGUUCAGACUUAACCCAUAGCUUCAUGGGUGUUUUCUGUACUUUUGAGUUUGUAGAAACAUAUACUUUGCAAGCAGAGACGACUUAGCAUUACUUAGCAGGAUGUGGAAAGUAGCCUCUACUGGUAACUCGCCAGUCCACAAAUGUGAUCAAAUAAAUUAAAAAUAACUGGUUUCUGUCUAGUCCUAGACCUAGACUGGUGUGGGAGUUGUAUCAGCUCAAUGUCUUGUUGCACCUGUACUAUUGCCCAGUGCUCAGACUUAAGGGACAUAAAGAUACAACAUUUUUAGUGACCUAUCACAAAUAAACUGUGGCUGUAUCCCAUUGUCUUUCAUCCUUAAAGGAGCUGUGUCACGAAAUUCAACCAAAUUAGGAAAUUACAAAAUGCCAGUUAAAUUAAGAGAAACAUAAAAAUAACCGAUUAAAACUUUAAAGGAAGGUUAAAAUAACAUAACAGAAACAACAGAUGCCACGGAUGGGCAAAACUGAAGAAGAUUGAAACCAAUUGAAAUUGUGAUUUUUGAAAACUGUUCAGCCUAACAGUUUUUCAAAGUUGAUCCCUGCUGCUUGCAACUUCAAAAAUAAUGCUCAGGAGACAUAUUUGUUUGUCUCGGAUCUCUGAUCAUGUCAUUUACCUGUAAUUUCUUUGCUUACUUUAAGUUCCAUAGCGAUUGGGGGCGAGUAAUUGGCAACAUUAAACAAAUGAACUGGACUUCUGUGACACAGCCCCUUUAAGAGACAGCAUUACUUUAUUGAUAUUCUGUAGCAAUUUAUGUUUCAUUCAAACAGCUGAAAAACUUGUCUACAUUCUGACACACUCAUUCAUGUCAGAAGAAAUAUAAUUGAUCUAUCACACUGAGAAGAUGCAUAAAGAGAAAAUUAGUACUAUUUGUCAUAGUGAAACUCGUGCAUGUGUUAUAGAAAACAAGACCAUUGUUGGCAGAGGCUACUUUUUGCAAGACAGUAUAAAAUACAAAUACAUGGACUCUUCUUGUUGGAUGCAUAGCAGACAACAUUCUUAGUGUUUUUAAAAUCAGGCAGAAAAAGUAAUCAUACAUAAAGAACCAAUCACCAACAAAAAGCAUUGGCUUCCUUGCCCAGAGAAGUAGGCUACUUUGUUUCCUAACCUAAAGUAAUUAAAGAUUCUUUCAAAUCUUACAGUUGGUUACUCUAUUCUAACCAACUGCCUGCUUCACUUUUAAAAUAUGUCAGGCUGUGACAGUUUUAAAAGCUGACAUCAUCAGUACUAGCCCUUCAUCAGAGUCAAGGGCCAGUAGUAAGAAUGUCAGCAUAUGAAGACCUUCAAUUGGCUGUUUGCCUCUUAAAUACAAUAGAACUCAAGUGUAUCAAAGUACUUUGGACCUGGUGAAAUAUGUUUGUUGUAUUAAAUGGGGUUUUGCUAUGUCAGAUCUAACCUGAGAGAAUGGCCAUUAUUUUGCAACACCACCACUGGUUUCCCUGCAAAAUAACGUGUAAGGAAUGACCACAGAAAUUCCAUACUGAGGAUGUGUCACUACCUAGAUCUUGGUAGUGCUUCGCAUUGAUCAUGCUGCACAGCAAACUUGCUUCAGCCAAUCAAAAGGACUACCCAGAUCUUGGAAGUAACACAUCAUCAGUAUGAAAUUCCUGCAGUCAUUCCUCAGACAUCAGUCUGAUUUAGCAACAGGAUGGGAUCUUCAUUUGACGACGGGAAAGCAUGCAGAAAGAACUAAAUAUGACUUCUGGUGCUCUGUUUGCCGCUCUGCCUUUGGUCAAGCCAGUAGCUUGAUUUGCGCAUGCCGUCAUCAACUGACAUUCCCGUUCUGUUACUAAAUCAGCCCAUCAUUUUGUGGGGAAACCUGUGGUGAUAUUGCAAAAUGUUGGCUGUUUUCUCCGACCAUGUCAGAUCAUGCCCUAUACUGUACAUCUUCCUAGAAUAAAAAUUAUUAUUGGGAGAAAAUCUAUUGUUCAUUGCAGCAGGAUCUUUGUUAUAUAGGUUUCAUUAUAUUGAGUUGCCACCAUAUUAUAUUACGUUAUUAAACUGGAGCAAGUCUGCGCUAGAUGUUAAUAAAGUCAAACAUAAUGACAAAUACAUCUGUGGAAAGAUUCCCCUUAUGAACCUCGGUUGUAAUUUAGUUUCAGUUCAUGGCCCAAACAAGUCUAUUUACCUUAUUAACUCAAUAUGCCCCUUAACGUUGUAUGGUUUGUUCUGCCAGUGUAGAUCAUGUGAUGAUCUUAGGAAAUGUUUUUUUGUGUGUUCUCAUUAUUUAUGCAUAUAUUCACACGUGAAUGAGAAAAAAUUGAAAGAAAUGGUUGUUUACCAUUGACCAGCACAUGAGCAAACUAGUCAGAUCAAGGUUUGGGCAGAUGGUACAUAAAACUCAGGACUGGUAAAUUCUGUACAGGUUAUAGAAUUUGCCAUUUGCAAAAAAUCAGUCCCAUUUAAUGAAAAAACAUGGCUGCAAAACGUUAAAACGGGUAUCAAAGAAACAGAAUAUGGGUACCAACCAAUAAAAUGUGUGUGAACAGUUGAUAAACUAUGUCAUGAUUCAUGUUAACGGGAUUUUGUUACCAUUUUAGAUACUCUGUGGAUGUUAAUCUUGACAAACAAGUCGUUAACAAAGAUGUCUUCAGAGAUCCAGCCUUGAAGCGAAAAGCCAAAAGGGAAGCUAAAAUGAAGCUUGAAGAAAGGUACAUUCCUUGCAGCUCCUAUGUACAUGUUGUGAUUAAUUUUUAUCCAUGGUUGUAAUUUUAUUUACCUUUUUUUGACAUGACAGUGUAUGAUAGUUAGUUUAAAGUGAAACUGAAUCGAACACUUUCAAUUAUUGCAUAUUUUACUUGUCACUGGAGAUUUCAUUCAGUUAACGAGGGAAAACUUUGAACUGCCCUUUCGUCAUAAUUAUUUAACAUGGUUUGUAAGGGGCUGUUAGAAAUAAAGUGAAAACUGUAUUUGAAGAACCCAAUAUUAAGCAGAAACAGGCCCAGAGUUUGAUUUAGAGUUCACCAACUCACCGAUGUGAGUGUUAAGCUUCAACCUUUAAAGCGACUAUUAGGCUGGCUUGCAUGUAGCAAAGAGCUAAUCACUGCAAGGCAGACUGUACACAGAUAAUUUUCUACAUAAAUAUACAUACAUGUAUAAGAUAAAUAUAAAUAUAAGAUGGGACACCUUUGGGAAGGGAACUAAGUGUCGGUCUUUGAGAGAUAUCCGUCUCGUAGAGAGUCAAAUAAAGGGUGUGAAGAAAGGCAUGGACAAACUCUAGGUGUCCAUUUUUCCGAGGUGUCUGUCUUAUAGAGGUGUACAUUAAUAGAGAUGAGGGGUUUAUUUGAGAAGGGGGAGGCUUAAUUAAUUUAGCGAAGACAAUGGUAUCAGUUCUCCGUAAAGAACUAGAAUGCAAAGUGGAAAAGCUCAAUCACAAGAAGUUAGAGGUCAUGCAACUGAGGAGCAAAGACAAAUCUGAACUUCCAUCACAUGAAUAAACCAUCCCGGAUCAGUCCAAAUAAAGGUUUACAGUCAUGACUGAUUAAUACAGUCUAUCAUUUAUUAGUGAAGACUAAUGAGGGGGGCUUAUUUUAGAGAGGGCAUAAUAGAGGAUUGAUGGUUGUUGCUGGUCACAACUUGGGAACAUUUGUUCACUGUUUGCACCGACUUUCAUUAUUCACCUGCUUGUUAAUAAUUAUUUAAAACUGUUCUGUAUUUAUUUUCAGAUACAAGUCAGGCAAGAACAAGUGGUUUUUCCAGAAGCUGAGGUUCUAA
Messenger RNA from Porites lobata, 4154 nucleotides. The record is from the annotation of a GenBank genome assembly. NCBI's taxonomy places the organism in Eukaryota, Metazoa, Cnidaria, Anthozoa, Scleractinia, Poritidae.